This is a messenger RNA of Haliotis rubra (blacklip abalone), 4181 nucleotides long. RefSeq names its product leucine-rich repeat transmembrane neuronal protein 4-like. The transcript is spliced from 2 exons. Gene Ontology annotation, molecular function: protein binding. The coding region runs from base 196 to 2103 and encodes 635 amino acids. The record is from RefSeq and is a predicted model, not a curated record. NCBI's taxonomy places the organism in Eukaryota, Metazoa, Mollusca, Gastropoda, Lepetellida, Haliotidae.
CUUUAAAACUUGCCUGCUGGGACCCAAAACUUUCUGUUUACAGUCAAAGUUAUGGCAAUGGAGCAUCAAAUGCAAUGGUGUUCAUAAUACAAACAGGGAUGGUUUCGACACUGAUAUGAACAGAGAUGGUUUCGACAACAACAUGAAAAGAAAACGAACAGAAAACAUCUUAUAGUUUGCCCAAAUUUGACCGACAUGACCUACAAGAUGGAGAUUCAAGAAACAAUCCUCCACUUGAUCGUCUUGCUUUCCAUCAUCGUCUUGGUUACUAGCACAGGAGAAUGCCCAGAUGCCUGUACCUGCAACCUCCAAAUCUCCAAAUCUUGGGUGUCAUGUGAAGGAAGUGAUCACUCAUCUCCAGCAAAAACGUGGUCUGAUUUGGUGGAAGUCGUAAUACGUUAUCCCUUGCUGAAACAACUUUCAUACCACAAUGGAUUGACCUCACUUCCCUAUCAAACACCAAGAUUUGAUGAAUUGGAAAAGCUCAGUUUAUCUCAGAAUUACAUGACAGAGUUGAAAUCCGAUGCCUUCACAGGAAUGAUAUUCCUCCAGAUUUUGGAUCUUGGCUUUAAUGGCAUACAGAAAGUUGACGAAAAUGCGUUUCGUGGUUUGGAGAAUCUGCUGACUUUGAACCUAGUUCACAAUAAGAUUGCCAGUCUUUCAGAAAACACGUUUGAAGAUGUUCAGGAUUUGAGAACACUUAUCCUCAAACAAAACAGAAUAACAAGUUUGCCUCAGGGAAUAUUCAGGAAUUUACAAAAUCUGGAGAUUCUAGAUUUGAGUUACAAUUCCUUGACUUAUCUUUCUUCCAAACAUUUCACACCUCUUCUAAAUCUAAGAGAGGUACACCUCAACAGUAAUCUUGUACAGUCAUUCCAUGUGGACACAGUAUCAGCUCUCAGUCACAUUCCAGUUUUAGACCUUUCAAACAAUCCUUUAGACUGUUCAUGUGCCAUGAGAGACCUCAAGAUGUCAAUGGCAACAAGGACCACCAGCCUUAUGAAUCCAAACGCAACUGUUUGUUCGUCUCCACAGCACUUAUAUGGGGAAUCUAUAGAAGCUGUAGCCUUGGAAGAUCUCAACUGUACUGAGCCUCAGAUAUCCUUAAUAUCAGAACCUCAGGUUAUACCCUAUCAACAGGACCUGUAUCUUCCCUGCCUGGCCGAAGGUUUCCCAGCACCAGCAAUAGUAUGGGAAACGCCCUGGGGAGAAACAUUUGCCCGACCUUCCAGUUUCAAUUUCAUUGGUGACGGCGGUCUAGAAUAUCAUUCGCAUCAUGCUUAUCAAGCCAAAAAUGUUAUACUCGUGUCUACCGUAACUCUUUUUGAAAACGGGACUCUAUACAUUUCAAAAUUCAGGGGUUAUUUUGCUGGUAAUUUCACUUGCAUUGCUGUGAACCCUUUGAGUAAUAGCAGCGCAACUGUCGAAGUUGAGAUUUUUCAUAUUUUGAAAUUAACAUUUUUCCAAAGCUUGUUUAUAAGUCUAUACUGUUCUGGUGGCUUUUUUGUGUUCGGGAUCAUUGUGGGCAUUAUUAAGAUGAUAGUUUGUGCAAUUCAACGCAGACUCAAAGCCAUGGAGGACAAAAGUAAGGAGUCUGAGAAAGCAGUGUCUGUUAGUGAUAUUGUUGUUGUCCUUGACGAAUCUGACGACCGUUCUGACCCAUCACCGCCGAAAACACCACUUAUUUCCUCAUCUUUGAGCACCCCAAAUUCCCCGCAAAAAUGUACCACGCCUACCGAAGAACUUGGAUGGCUGCCUGCAAAUAUAUUUGACACUUUGGAUGAAGCUCGCUGGAGGUUACGGUAUGGUGUUGGGCGUCGAAUGGAGAAAGUACGAAGUCACGUUCAAAAUCAGGUGCAGUCUAUACGAGAAAGCAGCACACUAUAUAUGCAGAGUAUCAAGGAAUCUGGCAGCAGCGCCGCCAGUCGGGUCCGGACCGGUAUUGUGGUUGGCGUGGAAACAAUGAAAUAUAGUGUUCAGUCACUUCGUGAGUUCUGUGGUACCGGCGACAUGAGAGGACAGACAAUAUCAAUGAUAUCAGUAUCGACCGAUAUUGAUACAGAUCAGCGAACUGAAGUCAUACGAUCAGUAACAUUUGUUUAAAUUACGUCUCAACCGCUUUUCUGCUUUUGAAAUACAGGUAUUAAGCCAUAUUUUCAUACAUUUCUAUUUAAUUUCAAUAUAUAUAUAUAUAAUUGUAUCUCUGAAUCAACAUGAUUUAGCUGUAAUCUUGAUUAAUUCCUUUUUCUAUAUGGCUUCACCUUGCUCAUAUACCACAUUUACUACUAGAGGUGUGACGAUACAGAAAUUUCACGAUACGAUACGUAUCCAUUAUCUUGGAAUGAUACGAUUCGAUUCGAUGCAUAUCACGAUAUGCUUUCUUUAGUUAUUUUCCUUAAAAAAUCCCAUUGUAAUAGUAAGAAAUUUAGACAUAAACAUCAAUAUCUAAUGAAAAUUAACAAUGUUAAGGUCAACGAUACAUAUCACGAUAUGAAAGAAUGUAUCGAUAUAUUUAUCGUCAGAUAAAGUAUCACGAUUAUCGAUACGACGAUAUAUCGUCACAGCUCUAUUAACUACAUUGGAAAACUUUAUAGCUAGAAGUUACCAGGUUGGUUCAUGUAUGAGAUAUUAAUAAUUAUUGUUCACGGAUCAAUUUCUUGAAGGAAUUUUGGUUUUUAUGAUAUCAAACUUUCAAGAAUGCUUUAGUUGCUGCCACCACAUUUUGAGUUUUAUUAGCUUACGAUUUUCAUACAGGACAUGUUUUUUGGAGACUCAAAUAUUCUUUACAGAGGGAUUCUGUCAUCAGAGGUUUUUACAUACUGAUAUGUUAUGAAUCAAACUGCAUGACAAUGACAAUCUAUCCCAUAUUUUGUUCAUUUUGUUUUCAGAGUAGUCCUGGAUCAGUUUUAGAGACUCGGAUUAAGAUAAUUACCGAUAUACAAAAUGUCAGAAAAACAUAAUCAUAAUAAUCAUAAUCAUAACAGCCAUGCAUAUGUUAUGGGGUUUUUUAAGGCUAAUAUGCUUUUAUCAAGAAUGUUUCCAAAAGAAGUGAAACUUUCAAACUCUGCAUUGUAAGUACCAGAGGUUGUUGACAUUUAUGAUCAAAUUCUGAAAAAUCAGACAUUUUAUGGUUUCAUGUUUUGUAAGAGCUGAAAAGAUGAUGAAAAGAUACUAGUUUAUUCUAUGGGUUUGGAGAAAUAAGAACUCGUAUAAACAGUGAAACUUUGGUGAAAUACAUUUCAAGAGACUGUUGUUGUCAUUUUGUCAGGUUGUCAAAGAUCAUUAGGAGCAGAGUGCAGAUGUUACCGAAAAGAAAUCACAAACUGAAAUCAGAUCUAUAUAAUCUGUAACAUCAAUUACAACCGCAGGGAUGUAGGGUUUGGUCGUGGACCAGACAUUAAGGUAUGAUGAAGAGCCUACAGGGUUUUGCUCGUCUUGGUCAGUAGGGUAGCACAGUGGUUAAAGUGUUUGAUCAUCAUGCUUGAGACCCUUGUUCAGUUCUCGCGUGUACAAUUUUUGAAGCCCAUCUGUGGUGUCCACUGCCAUGAUCUUGUUAAAAUAUUGUUCAGAACAACAAAAGAGCAUACUUAUUGCCUCAUUUUAAUGAUUCUGCAAUAAAGAGAAGUUAUGAUGUUAUUUGUUUUAUGUGACAUUAAUUUAAACAGAUGUAAUUCAAGUUAACACGUUUUCACUGUAUCAUAUCAAUAUCUGUACUCACAGAAAGCUGGUUAUCGUGUCAUCAGUAGGUUUUAUGAGUCUGAUCUGUCAGUUUUUGUCUUUGAAUGCCAUUGUAUGUACAACACUUGAGAGAAAUGCUAUUUUGAUAAAAUGUACGAAUAAUUUUGUUUGUUCUGUCAAAUGACUUGGCAGGGAUGAUAUACAGGUAUAGUUGUGAUGUUGAAAUAUUUGGCUAUAUUUUGGUAGAUUGUUUAAUGAUAGUGCUUUGUUCUAUGUUCAUGAAAUUAUUCAUGAAGUUCAUUAGGCUUUCCAAACAUAGAAUAACAUACGAUGGCAAUAAAAUCACAUCCUUUGAUCUGCUUUUCAUAGGAAAAGAAAAGACAUUCCAUAUCAUUUUGAUAUCAUAACAAUAUGACCACCUUGAUAAGAUACUAACCUGAUGAUGAUCUGACAAACCCAUGUCAGGAGGUCACAACAGGGGCCUUUCUAAUCAGCCUCUUGAC